This is a messenger RNA of Phycomyces blakesleeanus NRRL 1555(-), 1479 nucleotides long. RefSeq lists its product as hypothetical. The record is from RefSeq and is a predicted model, not a curated record. The transcript is spliced from 10 exons. Gene Ontology annotation, biological process: post-transcriptional tethering of RNA polymerase II gene DNA at nuclear periphery; transcription elongation by RNA polymerase II; poly(A)+ mRNA export from nucleus. Gene Ontology annotation, cellular component: transcription export complex 2. Bases 1 to 1308 code for a protein of 435 amino acids. NCBI's taxonomy places the organism in Eukaryota, Fungi, Mucoromycota, Mucoromycetes, Mucorales, Phycomycetaceae. Gene Ontology annotation, molecular function: double-stranded DNA binding; RNA binding.
AUGUCAACUGUCGAGACUUUCUCAGAACAAGUUCGCCUGGCCGCCACAACCCACAAUGCAGGCUUAUUCUCCGACCUAUUUCAACUAGAAGAGUAUAAUCCAGGCAUAGACACAGUUCGCUGUGAGUCGAUCGUUAAUCGAGUAUUGGAAGACCAAUCGUCAGCUCUAUCCGAAUUUGUGUGUGCCUAUCUUGUAGUCCUCAGAAAUCUAAAGGACCCAUCUAUAAUUGACGUGUAUGAUCAUUAUGCCAACUUUUACAGCACUCUUGUACCUGUCUUCAAUGGAGCAGAUACAUUCUAUCAAGUAUCACUUGUAAGAAGAUUAUCAAGUGAACUUGUUUCACUAGCAUUCCUUGCAGAUAAUCAUGAGAAUCUGAAAGGCAAGGCAAGAAAGACAAACAGCGCUGCCAGAUUGCUGUCCAAAAUAUUCAACAUCAUGUUGGCUGACAGAGCACCAAUGGAAGAAUCCAAGCGACAGGGAAUAUUCCAUAUCACUAACCUCGCCUUCAAAGCCUAUUUCAAACUUGACUCAAUUCGAUUAUGCCAGACAUUGAUAUCCAAUAUAAGAACAGGAAAUGUCAAUAUUGAUAUAUAUCCUAUAGCCCAACAAGUCACAUAUCGAUAUUAUCUUGGGCGCUACUAUCUAUAUUCUAAUCUACUUCGAAAAGCAGAUGAGUGUUUGUCAUUUGCAUUCGAUAAAUGCACAUUCCAGCAAUGGAAUAACAAGAGAUUGAUCCUUAAAUUUCUUAUCCCUUGUCGCAUUAUUCUGGGAAAAUUUCCAUCUAUGCAACUAUUGACAAAAUAUCAACUUGUCAUACCCUUUGCUGGUUUAAUACAAACAUUAAAGAGUGGAAACUUGUAUGAAUAUCUCAACCAUCUCGACGUUCAUUUUGGGUUCUUUUACAAAACAUUUACAUACGUAAUGCUACGAGAACGAGGAACAGUAUUGGUAUGGACAUGCUUACUCAGGAGAUUAUCUCAGAUUGUGGUGGCCGAAAGAAAUGUAAUGACUUUUGAUCACUGUCAUUUGGCCCUUUCCAAAUCAACCCAAGAUCCAACGUUAGAUAUGCAAGACACUGAAUCUAUUCUCGUUUCUCUCGUAAGCCAGAGGUACAUCCGUGGCUAUCUCUACCACCAGAAAAGAUUGCUUGUUCUCAGUAAAACAGCUCCAUUUCCACCUAUCAGUGCCAUCCGUGUUUAUACCGAAAAAUAUGAUGACCAAAAGGCAGAAAAUCACCUUAGUAACGUUCCGUCAGGUCCCACCGAAGAAGUCCAAGAAAUGGUUUCUGGAAUGGGGGAUGGUUAUUAAAAGUCCAGUACCGUAAAUAUAAUGACUUAUUAAACCUUUUUCUUAUAUAUAUAAAAUGUUUAUACAGAACCUUGUAAACCAAAUGAGAAGUUAUAUACAGUGAGGGGCAAAAAGAAUCGCCUUUUUUUAAGAUCCCGAUUGUUCUCCAAAAUAUAUCUAUUUUUCAUGCUU